Topomyia yanbarensis is the source of this 2246-nucleotide messenger RNA. It is a transcript of the gene Tmem18, whose product is annotated as transmembrane protein 18. The record is from RefSeq and is a predicted model, not a curated record. Gene Ontology annotation, cellular component: nuclear membrane. The coding region runs from base 292 to 738 and encodes 148 amino acids. Lineage: Eukaryota; Metazoa; Arthropoda; Insecta; Diptera; Culicidae. The transcript has 5 exons.
GAGACUGCACUAUUAUUUCUACCUCGAGUUCGACGAGUUUCAAUUCGAAUCAAUACGACAGGGGACACCUGCUAAGUUUUUGGUAGCGUGUAUAUUAUAUACAUAAUUGUCAAACUUCAGCCGCACCAAAUUGCUGGGAAGGAAAACGAGAAGUAAUAAUAUUGGCCUAUUUUUAUCAAUAAUUCGUAACAAUUAACAGUAGGACGCAAAAAGUUAAAACUUGCAAUUCAAGGAUUUUCACGGCGAUUUGAUAAAGAAAACCAGCAGUGGAAUUGAGCAAUCUGGUCCAAGAUGACUGACCCUACUUUUGUUGAAAUUAAUGAAAUUAAAGGUUUUGUCACUUUUCUACAGAAUAUCGAUUGGUUUGAUCCCUGGCUCAUCGGGUUGAUAGCAUUUCACAUUUGCAUUACAUCAACGGCAUUGCUAACUAGAAAUUGCGGCAACUUUCAAGUGUUCUUGUUCCUAGUUUUGUUGUUGUUAGUAUAUUUUUCUGAAAGUAUUAAUGAGUAUGCUGCUAUCAAUUGGAGAAUAUUUUCAAAACAACAAUAUUUUGACGAUAAAGGACUAUUCAUAUCAAUAGUAUUUUCGGUGCCAAUUCUUCUCAACUGUAUGCUAAUGGUGGGAAGUUGGCUGUAUCAAUCCACCCAGUUAAUGACUCGUCUUAAAACGGCUCAGUUGCGGCAGCAGAUUCGUCAAUCGAAUAGUCGUCAUAGGAUAAAACAAGACAAGGAAGAAUGAAAAUUUACCCCAAAUUUGUGCUAUUCCCAAUCAAUCGUGCACUAAAGUUUUGUCGGUGUGUUGUAGUACCUAUUAUUGUUGGGCGUUAUUCUACAAGGAUAAAAUAGCAGAACUUCAAACAUCACCUUAUAAAAUACACACAGCCACACAUUUUAGGCGAUGAAGGAAUAACCAGCUAUUUUGCUUUUCAUCACAGAUUCUUAACUGAGAAUGUGUUGAAAAUAAUUUAUAAAGGUAAGAAGUUAACGACGUUCAAUUUUUCGGGGUCUAGUGUCAUCAAACAUAGGUUUGUCUUAUAGAGUUUUGAACGCUAAGUUAAUAAAUCAUACACCAUCGCUUUGUUAGGAAUAUUGCUCAAUGGGAUUGCUUUGCGACAGUUCAGAACUUUAAUUUGGCGUUCAAUCCGUUCAAUACGAAAUGUAGACUAAUCGUCGUUGUGCUAUCUUAUGAGAAGCACCAUUUAGCACAUUUCGAGAAAAACGAUUUUAAAGUUUGAGGUUGAAUAUUUUGAGAGUUAUAAAUGGUAGAUACAAUUCAGAAAAGACAAUUGAUGCUUCUAUUUAUUCUGUAUUUGUCUCCCAAAUACCACGAAGAUAUAUUGCGAGUUUUUACAUAGAAACAAAAGUCGCACUCCCACGUGUCAUAGGCGUGUUUCGACGACAAAAUUUGAAUGGGGUCAUAAUCGUGCAUGGGAAAUUAUCCAUACCAAUAAAGCAUGAAUUAUUACCUUUUAUUCAUAUAAUUUGGUCUAUAAACAAUCGGUGAGCUGCAUUAUGAAGGAAAUAAGUCAAGGAUUCUAGAAAAAUAGUAAUUUCGGUGUUGCCAAAUAUGCUAUAUUUCCAAUUUGAAACUUAAGCUGCAUUUUCUCACCUUUCGUGUAUUUUUAUUUUGAAAACGAUUAUGCCAUUGCGAUUCUCAAAAACACUCAGGUUUUUUACGCGGUAUUUUUUACGCGGAUUUUGAAAUUUACGCGGUUUUCAGUUACGCGGAUUUUGAAAUUUAAGCGGUUUUUAUUUACGCGGCCUGUAUCCCCCGCUUGGAAAAACCUGAGUGUACUUUUACACAGAAAACAUCUAACACAUCAUGAUAACUUCUCGAUAAACAUAUGAUUACGGCUUAAAAGCCAACUGUCAAAAUUCUCUUUUUAAGGAAAUUCCGGACAAACCGUUACUGGCUAAACACAGUUCAUAGCAAUUAAUGAAAGAGCAAUCUUUUCUUUUGUUUACUACCAACAUCUGUGAUUGGCGAGUAACGGUAUGUCCGGAAUUUCCUUUCAAAGAGAAUUUUGACAGUUGGCUUUUAAGCCGUAAUUAAAUGUUUGUCGAGACUUGAACCAAUCCCCUGACACCGUCAUUUGAAGCAAAAAACAAUUUCUCAGCACGUUUCUCGCUAUGUUUCAGUAACCAAGCAGAAUGUCAAAAUUCUGUAAACGCCACUUUAUAGAUAUUUUUUAGACAAGUAAUUUGGCAUAGGGACCAUUCAUAAAUUACGUAAAGCUUUUAGGGGGG